UGCGCACGUAUCGUAAAGCAGUUGCUGUCCAGAAUUUCUGUGUGUGAAAGGGCACAGGAAGUGGGCAGUAAACCAUUUCCUUCCCGCAUACCGUUCGCCGGAAUCUUAAUCGGACGGCGAUCGCCGGAAUAUUGCACCGGUAAACCUCCUUGAAUGGUUCAGAACUCAUUAUUUCCACUUCUGGCACAUAUUUCAUAAAUCUGCAACUUCUGAAUCUUUUGGGAUCCUUUUCCUUCCCCCUAUUGCUGUUCCUUCCGAUCUCCAGUACCAUUAAAGGAUUAAAUUUAUUAUAGUCGGAGAAAGAUUCUCAGGUCUUGUCCAUAGUUGGUGGAUCUGGCAAGGAUCAUGAGUGAAUAUACUCUAUUUUGAUCUGUGUUGAAAUGAUCACAGGAUGCAUAAUGGCUCCAGUCAUGGAUGAAACUGAUGGAAUAUCUUCAGUUCCUCCAGGUUUUGUUUCUCUGAAGUCAUUCACCUUGCAGAGGGUUCAGAAUAGUUCUUUGGCAUCUACACCCGUCAAUGAUUCCAGAAAGGCUAUGGUAGAUGAUGAGAGCAGCGCAAAUGGUGUUAUGAAGUUAAGGAAGUCUCUUAGGCACAGGCCUUGGGUGAACUAUUGUCAGUUUGAUAACAGCUCUGAUGAGGAAUCAGACUCUGAAUUUUCUGACCAAGAUGCUGCUUCGGUACGGUGUCUUCCUAUAGGUGUUUUUCGUGGGUGCAAUGAAUGUGGCGAUUGCCAGAAGAUCGUAGCGAGAUGGCGCCCAGAAGGAUCAUGUAGGCCCAUACUUGAUGAUGCCCCUGUGUUCUAUCCAAGUGAAGAGGAGUUCAAAGACACUCUAAAAUAUAUCGCCAGUAUACGCCCUACAGCAGAACUAUAUGGAAUUUGUCGCAUUGUUCCUCCCCCUUCAUGGAAGCCUUCUUGUCCUCUUAAAGAAAAACAUUUAUGGGAAGGCUCCAAUUUUACCACUCGAAUCCAGAGAGUGGACAAGCUUCAAAACCGGGAUACGACGAAAAUGCUGUUGAGAAACCAUAGAAUGAUGAAGCGGAAAAGGAGAAGGCUCGCUAAAAUGAAGGCAGCUUACAAUGAACCCAAUUUAGAUAUUUCAGAAAUCAACAAAACGGGGCCGUAUUCUCAAAGAUGUGGAUUUGCACAAGGUCCAGAUUUUAGUCUAGACACAUUUCAGAAAUAUGCAGAUCAUUUUAAGGAGCAAUAUUUUUGCAAUAAUUUAAAUGCAAACUUAAGGUUUGAACAAUGGGAGCCAUCUAUUGAGAAUAUUGAAGGGGAAUAUUGGCGAAUUGUUGAGCACCCCACUGAAGAGAUUGAGGUUCUCUAUGGUGCUGAUUUGGAAACUAGAAUCUUUGGUAGCGGUUUUCCUAAGGCUACUUCUGGUCCGCCUGGUUCAGAUUCUGUUGAUUGGUAUGCCAAAAGUAGCUGGAACCUGAACAAUGUGCCUCGGCUUCCUGGUUCUGUGCUUGCUUUUGAAAGUGGAGAAAUAUCUGGUGUUCUUGUGCCAUGGUUAUAUGUAGGCAUGUGCUUUUCUUCAUUUUGUUGGCAUGUUGAAGAUCAUCACCUUUACUCUUUGAAUUAUUUACACUGGGGUGCUCCGAAAAUCUGGUACGGAGUUCCUGGAAGAGAAGCUUUGAAUUUGGAGGCUGCUAUGAAGAAACAUCUAGCAGAGUUAUUUGAAGAACAGCCUAAUUUACUCCAUAACCUUGAUACCCAAUUUUCGCCUUCCAUUUUGAAGUUAGAAUCGGUGCCAGUUUACCGUUGCAUACAAAAUCCAGGAGAAUUUGUUCUCACCUUUCCCCGAGCAUAUCAUUCAGGUUUCAAUUGUGGAUUCAACUGUGCGGAGGCCGUUAAUAUUGCUCCUGUUGAUUGGCUACCUCAUGGACAAAAUGCUGUGGAGCUUUACUGUGAACAAAUGCGCAAGAUAACCAUAUCUCAUGACAAGCUUUUGUUGGGAGUAGCCAGAGAAGUUGUGAGAGCACUGUGGAACGUCUUAUUCCUUAAGAAGGACACACCUGAAAAUCUUGUAUGGAAAGAAGCCUCUGGAUCUGUUGGAAUUCUAGCCAAGUCGCUUAAGGCUCGGAUUGAGUUGGAGAGGACUAGAAGGGAACAUCUUUCAUUUUCUCAGAUUCGAAAAAUGGAUCCUGCCUUCGAUGCUGAAAGUGAACGAGAAUGUGUCCUGUGCCAUUAUGAUUUGCACAUUUCGGCUGCUGGUUGCCCGUGUUCACCGGAUAAAUUCUCGUGCUUAAUACAUGCGAAGCAUCUCUGCUCGUGUGAUUGGAAAACACGAUUUUUCCUAUUUCGUUAUGAGAUAAGUGAACUAAAUACUCUUAGUGAUGCUGUAGGAGGAAAACUGAGUGCAGUUCAUAAAUGGGGAUUGCAGGAUCUCAAGUUGAGCUUGAGCUCUUAUGUCAACAAAGAGAAAUCAUGUCAAUCCAGGUUCUCUGAUCAAGAUUGCUCAGAAGCUAAAGGGAUUGAUAAAGUGUGCAUGAGUUCAGAUUUUUCAGUAACAUCUAAGAAUAGUAAUUCAGCUCAAGAUGGCAAGGCUUCUGUACUACAAUAUGUGAAGUCAACAGUGCCUUCUUCUGCCAUGGAUGAUCCAUUUUUAGGUGAUGUUGGAAACAGAAGGGAACAAAUAAUGCCUCCGAAGCUGGGAAAGGAGAGGUCAAAUAAGAGAGAAAAUCCAGGGAGUCUUAUGAACUUUGAUGGCAAGGAAUCAAGCUGUAAUUCUCUGGACAAGCACGUUUUAGCGCUGCCCAUGAUAUGUCCAACUGUUGUUGAUAAAAAAAUCGAGAAUAAGCCGGAUGGAUUGAAAAGCAUUGUCCAUUGUCUUCUUCCUUCCUCCUUAGAGUCCAAAGAACAAGGAAAAGGAGAUAGCUCUGGAAAUUGUUCCUCUAAUUCCCCGCCUCACUCUCCUGAAGUUUCCAUUGCUCAGGAAGCCUCUGAGCAUAAAAAUUGCUUAAAAAUAGACCUUUUGGAAGCCAAAGAAGUGGGUGAACGUGAUGCUAGAAGUGCUAGGUGCGAGCAGAAGCAGCAGUGCUCUGGAAGUUUGACUGGGAGCUCAAACUUAAAUGAGGUUAACAAAGCUGGAAAGGUUAUUGAAUCUGAUUCUCUUAACAGUACGAGGGAUAAUGGAGAAUUGGCUGAAACAUGUUCAUCAUUUCCAUUAAAUACUGUUCAAAGACAUAACCACACACAGAAGGGGCCUCGAGUGGCCAAGGUAGUGCGGAGAAUAAGCUACAAUGUUGAGCUAUUGGAAUAUGGUGUUGUGUGUUCAGGAAGUUUGUGGUCUACCAGUCAGGCAAUUUUUCCCAAAGGAUUUAGGAGUCGAGUUCGAUACUGGAACGUACUCGAUCCUACACAGAUGUGCUAUUAUGUUUCAGAAAUUUUGGAAGCUGAACCCUACGGGCCUCUGUUUAUGAUUAAGUUGGAGGAAAGCCCAAGUGAAAUAUUCUUCCAUUUAAGCGCUACUAAGUGUUGGAAUAUGAUUAGAGAGAGGGUGAACAAUGAAAUUAGAAGGCUGCACAACCUUGGGAGAGUUAACCUUCCAUCUCUUCAGCCUCCGGGAUCAGUUGAUGGCCUUGAGAUGUUUGGCUUAACUUCUCCAACAAUCUUACAGGCAAUCGAAUCCAUGGAUAAGAACCACAUCUCCUCGGAGUACUGGAAAUCUCGUCCUCAAAUUCCAAAUCCGUCAAACAAUAUAAAUCAACAAGCAGUUUCUACCGACACGGAGAAUGCCGAUCUCAAAUCCAUAUUGAAGAAAGCGAGUUCGGAGGAGCUGCAGACAUUGUACAAGGCAUUUCAUAGGGAUCGACCCGAUGCCAGUCAUCAAUUUCUUGAGCUCAUCAAGGAAGAGAACCGAAGCCGUCUCGUCACAUUCGAUUUUUAAGAACUUCUCUUAACACAGGUUAGUCAAAUUUGUUCAAUUUUUGUUAUUGUUCUUAUUGUUCAUAAGUUAUAUCACACUCCCAAACUGAUCCUUUUUUUCUGCUGAAAUGAGAUUCAAAAUUUGGAAAUGUAGCAGACUUUUCUUAGUUGUUAUAUUAUGCAUCCCAGCUCCAGGUGUGAAGCAGAAAAUAGGCCUGUAACUAGCUCUUAUUUCAAGCUUUAUUGAGUUGAAGAUUAGUUUUCAAUGGUUAGUAUAUGGUUUUAAAUGAACUAUAUUGCAAAACUUCUAUUAUAUAG
Phalaenopsis equestris is the source of this 4186-nucleotide messenger RNA. RefSeq names its product lysine-specific demethylase JMJ703-like. The transcript has 12 exons. Gene Ontology annotation, biological process: chromatin remodeling. Gene Ontology annotation, cellular component: nucleus. Lineage: Eukaryota; Viridiplantae; Streptophyta; Magnoliopsida; Asparagales; Orchidaceae. The record is from RefSeq and is a predicted model, not a curated record. Bases 381 to 3890 code for a protein of 1169 amino acids. Gene Ontology annotation, molecular function: histone H3K4me/H3K4me2/H3K4me3 demethylase activity.